This is a messenger RNA of Rubroshorea leprosula, 1214 nucleotides long. Lineage: Eukaryota; Viridiplantae; Streptophyta; Magnoliopsida; Malvales; Dipterocarpaceae. The record is from the annotation of a GenBank genome assembly.
AGCCAUAAUUUCUUUCCUUUCCCACAAAACCCUAUAAUUUGUUACCAUCUCUCUCCUCUAUUUCCCUUCAAAUCUUCGACCCUUGUCUUCCCACUUUCUUAGAUCGUUGAAAUCGAAGAGAAAACAGAGGACACAAAUGCUAUAAGCAGUUCAGUUCUGGUGAUUCUCUAUUGCUAAGAAGCAAUAAAGUAAAGAUGGUGAAGAUGACAAUGCUUGCCCGUGUUACUGAUGGUCUUCCUCUAGCAGAGGGACUGGAUGAUGCUCGUGAUCUGAAGGAUGCUGAAAUGUAUAAACAACAAGUGAAGGCUUUGUUUAAGAAUCUGUCAAGGGGACAGAAUGAGGCUUCCAGGAUGUCGAUUGAAACUGGCCCUUACGUGUUCCAUUAUAUCAUUGAAGGACGUGUUUGUUAUUUGACAAUGUGUGACCGUUCUUAUCCUAAAAAACUUGCCUUUCAAUAUCUUGAAGACCUCCGAAAUGAAUUUGAGCGUGUUAAUGGGGCACAGAUAGAAACAGCAGCCAGACCUUAUGCCUUCAUUAAAUUUGAUACCUUCAUACAGAAAACCAAGAAAUUGUACCAGGACACUCAUACUCAACGGAAUAUAGCAAAGUUGAAUGAUGAACUCUAUGAAGUCCACCAAAUAAUGACUCGCAAUGUACAAGAUGUUCUUGGUGUUGGUGAAAAAUUGGAUCAGGUCAGUCAAAUGUCCAGUCGGUUAACAUCAGAAUCUCGCAUAUAUGCUGACAAAGCAAGGGAUCUAAAUCGGCAGGCUUUAAUACGGAAGUGGGCCCCUGUGGCUAUUGUGUUAGGAGUUGUCUUCCUCCUCUUCUGGGUCAAAACAAAACUCUGGUGAUUAUUCAAUUGUCUUCUGUGCUUCCCAGAACUGAGCUGCAUGAUUUUCAGGGGUUUCUCUGCACUGUUGUUUCUGCCCUGUAUUUGUGCCUGGUUGCCUGGAUUUGGAGAUUUCAUGUCAAAGUGAAUGCUGCCUUUUGCCAAUCACACAUUCGUGUUACUCAUAGACAUAAGUUUUACUGUCUGCAAUCAUGGAAGGGAGACCCCCCUAUCCGGACUAUGGUUUCUACAUGUAAAACUAGAAACACCAGGGCUAAUAGCAUAUCAAUUGACAGCCUCUCAUGAUGUUUGUUGAUCUAAAAGCACUUGCGUGUUAUUACUCCAUUCGUGUUUUGAUCAAUUUAUUAUCGCUUCUUAGUUGUCU